AUGAAGCCCUCGAGGGCCCUCAGCAUAAACCCCUGGACGAACCUCCAUCCCCCGUUGCCCCGGACCCCCCGCCAGUCCCAGCAGCUUCUGAAUGCCCUUACGUCCUCCUUCCGUCGUGAGCUCGAUCGCGAGCAUCCUCCCGUCCAGCCGGCUUCAGAACAGUCCUCAAGCGGCAAGAAUGCCCUCUCCGGAAAUCGUCCGACCGAGGACCGCCCUCACUCUUCUUCACAUGCCACCGACAAACAUCUCCGCAUGAUUCUUGAUAACCCCCUCUUUCGCUUGACACCCUCGCAUGCCGCACGCUCCGUCUCACAUGGCCAAUCUCCAAAUAUUGAUAAGGCGAGAUUACAGAAGGAGCCCAUGGUCGUCUUCGACGAACUUGUGGCUUCUGGUUCUGCUACUGUCGGCGCUGUCGCAGAUUGUCUCAGUUGGCAGGUGCUACUUGCAAGUCGGCAUACUGGAGAGCGAUUUCGAACGGAAUUAAGAGACUCUCGGGCGGGCUCCCGAACUGUCUCGUGGUGGUUUUCGUUGAACUGGAGAGAGAGGACGAUUUUCUUCAAUAAUGGAAGAGUGCUACCCCCCUUAUGCAAGUUUAUGGUUGCCGAGGGGUUGCAUGAAUCGAUAUUUGUCUGGCUGGGCCUGUUAAAGGAUCGUGCUGUUCAUGGAGAAAGUAAUCAGAUGGCUGGGCCAUUAAAGUAUCUCCUGGGCACAUUCGUCAAGGCCGAGUAUGAGUGCGGCGGCGGACUAAGCUCCGCUAUACGUUAUUAUCUUGAUGCGUGCAGGAUGCUCAUGUCGACGGAUAACGAGGAGUCGAAACGGGUUUUAAAAGGGGCACUCGCCCAAUCUGGGGGGUUUUUAUUCUCUUUGAUUGUGACAAAUCCGCGCGAGAAUACUAAAACAACAAUACCUGCUGAACUAUACGAAAAUUACGCGACUGUGCUUUCUGCGAUAAUCCCAGGAACGGGAAUCGUUGGAGCGUCAAUGCCUAUAUACCAUCCAACUCGACCCGAUGCGAAGCCUUUCGUUCAAUUUUUGCGCAGUAUAACACCGGAGCAAUUCGAGUCAUGGUCUGAGAAGCGGCGUGAGAGAUUUAUGCGAACAGGCUUUAAAGCUCUGCAUGUUUUGAUUGACGCCGGGGACUUGAAAAAUUGCGAAUAUUUGGCGCGCUUCCUCCAGCAGCAUGUGGAAGAGGAGCGUGAAGCAGAAAUGUCAACAUCCUGGCGGCUCAGCCAUGUAUCAUCAGAAGAAAAGGCUCUUCUAAAUAGUUUGGACCUAGCUCUCGCUUGA
Aspergillus puulaauensis is the source of this 1287-nucleotide messenger RNA. RefSeq lists its product as uncharacterized. The transcript has a single exon. Bases 1 to 1287 code for a protein of 428 amino acids. The record is from RefSeq and is a predicted model, not a curated record. Lineage: Eukaryota; Fungi; Ascomycota; Eurotiomycetes; Eurotiales; Aspergillaceae.